CCGGCUUCCCUCUGCUCUCCUCCUCUGUUUCUUUCUUCUUCCUUGUUGAGAGAGAUUUGUUCAUCAUACCCAAACAGGCCUUGUAUUUGAUGGAGAUAAGGACAGUGAAAGUUAACAAUGUCUCCCUGGGUGCAACGGAGAAUGAUUUAAAGGAAUUCUUUUGCUUCUCCGGUGAAAUCGAAUACAUUGAAAUACAAGGGGACAACGAGAGGUCUCAGCUUGCAUAUGUUACCUUCAAGAACCCCAAAGGGGCAGAAACUUCAGUGCUUCUUUCGGGAGCAACUAUAGUUGAUCAGUCCGUUACCAUAGACCUGGCUCCAGAUUACAAGCUUCCAGCCGCUGCAGAUUCAGCACUUCCAACUGCAACAGAUAAUGUAAGUUCUGGUGGUGCUGCCCAAAACGCAGAGGAUGUUGUGAGCAGCAUGCUAGCCAAAGGCUUUGUUUUGGGAAAAGAUGCAAUCAACAAGGCAAAGGCCUUUGAUGAGAAACACCAGCUUACUUCAACUGCAACGGCCACAGUAACUUCUUUGGACCAAAAGAUUGGUUUCACUGAGAAAAUUAGUGCUGGCACAAGCAUGGUAAAUGAUAAGGUGAGGGAAAUGGAUGAAAAGUUUCAGGUUUCUGAGAAGACCAAGAAUGCGUUUUCAGCUGCAGAGCAGACGGUGAGCAGUGCUGGAUCUGCCAUCAUGAAAAACCGUUACAUACUAACUGGGACGUCGUGGGUAACCGGUGCGUAUAACAGGGCAGCCAAGGCAGCAGGUGAAGUGGGGCAGAAGACCAUGGAUAAGGUUUCAGCAGAGGAAGAGGGUGGAAAGAAAGUGGAAGGCAGUCAGAUCACUCAAGUACAUUCUCCCAAGGAUCCUACCCACUAAACUAAUGACUCACGAGUCAUGAGCAGCAAGCUUAGUAUAAGUUGUACUAGUUUGCUUUCCUGUUCGUUUAGAAUAUAUAGGAGGAAUUGAUUGCUGCUGGAGGUUUAUUUUCACGAAUGAAUGAUUUCUGUAUGCCUUUCUGUCACUCAAAUGACUUGUGUAUGCAUCCCUCCCCUCCCCUCCCCUCCCUGCUGUCUGUCGCUGGGAUUCUUGAACAAUUCUUUUAUGUGUGUUCUAUUCUAUUUGUGCUUUCGUAUCAAGUUAUUUAUGUUAAGGCAAUUUGUUCUUUAGGUAA
Messenger RNA from Prunus persica (peach), 1167 nucleotides. RefSeq names its product binding partner of ACD11 1. NCBI's taxonomy places the organism in Eukaryota, Viridiplantae, Streptophyta, Magnoliopsida, Rosales, Rosaceae. The record is from RefSeq and is a predicted model, not a curated record. The transcript has 5 exons. Bases 90 to 872 code for a protein of 260 amino acids. Gene Ontology annotation, molecular function: RNA binding.